Messenger RNA from Drosophila biarmipes, 3789 nucleotides. RefSeq names its product eukaryotic translation initiation factor 3 subunit A (gene eIF3a). Gene Ontology annotation, cellular component: eukaryotic translation initiation factor 3 complex, eIF3e; eukaryotic translation initiation factor 3 complex, eIF3m; multi-eIF complex. Gene Ontology annotation, biological process: formation of cytoplasmic translation initiation complex; translation reinitiation. The record is from RefSeq and is a predicted model, not a curated record. The transcript has 4 exons. The coding region runs from base 152 to 3577 and encodes 1141 amino acids. Lineage: Eukaryota; Metazoa; Arthropoda; Insecta; Diptera; Drosophilidae. Gene Ontology annotation, molecular function: translation initiation factor activity; mRNA binding.
UCAACUCGGCCAUUUUGCAUAAAUCCCGCAGGCCACACGUAGGCGAGCCUAAGAUUGAAACAAUUUUCAGCAGCUCCAGGUCUCCAAUCCGUCUAGACCUGUUUAAAAAACCAAUUUCAAGUGCCGCCGCAAGUAAUUGAAGUAAUUUAAGAUGGCUCGCUACACGCAACGCCCGGAAAAUGCUCUGAAAAGAGCCAAUGAGUUCAUCGAGGUGGGCAAGCCGCUAAGAGCGCUGGACACUCUGCAGGAAGUGUUCCGGAACAAGCGAUGGAACUACGCCUACUCGGAGACGGUCAUCGAGCCGCUCAUGUUCAAGUACCUGUACCUGUGCGUGGAGCUCAAGAAGUCGCACAUCGCCAAAGAGGGACUCUUCCAAUACCGGAACAUGUUCCAACUGGUGAACGUGAACUCGCUGGAGAACGUAAUCCGCGGCUACCUGAAGAUGGCCGAGGAGCACACGGAGGCCGCUCAGGCGCAGUCCUCAGCGGCCGUCGCCGUCCUGGAGCUGGAUGACUUGGACAAUAUUGCCACGCCCGAAAGCAUCCUGAUGAGCGCAGUGUGCGGCGAGGACGCCCAGGAUCGCUCCGACCGCACCAUCCUUUUGCCGUGGGUAAAGUUUCUUUGGGAGUCCUACUGCCAGUGCUUGGAAUUGCUCCGCGUGAAUACCCACUGCGAGGCGCUCUACCACGACAUCGCACGGAUGGCCUUCCAGUUCUGCCUAAAGUACAAUCGUAAAAGCGAGUUCCGGCGCCUGUGCGACAAGCUGCGUAAGCACUUGGAGGACAUCUGCAAGAGCAGCAACCAGACCACUGGCGUGUCGAUCAACAAGGUGGAGACGCAGCAGCUCUGCCUGGACACGAGGCUAUACUUGCUAGACUCUGCCAUCCAGAUGGAGUUGUGGCAGGAGGCCUACAAGGCAAUCGAGGAUAUCCACGGUCUGAUGGCCCUGUCCAAGAAGACACCCGUGCCCAAGACCAUGGCCAACUACUACCAGAAGUUGGCCAUGGUCUUCAGCAAGGCGGGAAACCAUCUCUUUCACGCUGCAGCCCUACUGAAGCUUUUUCAGUUGACGCGUGAGCUGAAGAAGAACCUGACCAAGGACGACCUGCAGCGCAUGGCUGCCCAUGUCCUCCUUGCUACCCUUUCUAUCCCGCUGCCCUCGGCCCAUCCAGAAUUCGAUAGGUUCAUAGAGGCGGACAAGAGCCCCUUGGAGAAAGCACAGAAACUGGCCGUGCUCUUAGGUCUUCCUCAGCCGCCCACCAGGGUCUCGCUUAUUCGCGAAGUAGUGCGCUUAAAUGUUCCUCAACUCGUGUCGGAAGACUUUCGCAACCUGUAUAACUGGCUGGAGGUGGAUUUUAACCCACUAAACCUGUGCAAACGCAUUCAGUCUAUUGUGAACGUCAUUGAGAGCGGACCCGAGAACACUCUGCUCACUCCCUAUAUCCAGUCCCUGAAGGACGUCACCAUCAUGCGUUUGAUUCGUCAGAUCUCCCAGGUUUAUGAAAGCAUCCAGUUUCAGCGUCUGUUGCAGCUGGCCAGCUUCUGCAACAUUUUUGAGUUAGAAAAGCUACUGGUCGAAUCGGUUCGUCACAACGACAUGCAGAUCCGCAUUGACCAUCAAAAGAACAGCAUUUAUUUCGGCACUGAUCUGACCGAGAGUCAGCGCGAGUACCGACCAGACGGGCCUGCACUGCAGUCCAUGCCGUCGGAACAGAUCCGCUCCCAGUUGGUUAACAUGUCUACCGUGCUGACAAGGGCCGUUUCCAUCGUCUAUCCAAACCGUGAACGGGACCAGCGGGCCAAGCUCCGCACCCAGAUGGUGCACCAUUAUCACGAAAUAAAGGAUCGCGAGCAUCAACGAAUUCUUCAGCGCCAAAAGAUUAUCGAGGACCGAAAGGAGUACAUUGAGAAGCAGAACAAUGCACGCGAGGAAGAGGAGGCUAGACGCCAAGAGGAAGAAUCGCGAAAGGCCAAACUGGCCGAGCAGAAGCGUCUCGAGCAGGAGCAGGAAGAGCGGGAGCGUAAACGCCAUCAAAACGAGAUCCAAGCAAUCCGUGAGAAGAGUCUAAAGGAAAAGGUGCAGCAAAUUUCGCAAACUGCUCAUGGAAAGAAGAUGCUUUCCAAGCUGGACGAGGAAGGCAUCAAGAAGUUGGACGCCGAGCAGAUUGCUAAGCGGGAGAGCGAGGAACUACAGCGCGAGGCCAAGGAACUGCAGUCAAAGCUUAAAUCGCAGGAGAAGAAAAUCGACUACUUCGAGCGUGCCAAACGCCUGGAGGAGAUUCCGCUAUUUGAAAAAUACUUGGCCGAAAAGCAGGUUAAGGACAAGGAGUUCUGGGAGGCCACCGAGAAGACGCGCAUUGAGAAUGCAAUCACCGAACGCAAGGACGCUGUCAGCCAGCAAGAGCGUCUCAAACGCAUGUAUCCCGACCGGGAUGAAUUCCUCGAGGCCCUCAAGAAGGAACGUGCUUCUCUCUACGUCGAAAAGCUCAAGAAGUUCGAGAUUGCCCUGGAGGCGGAGCGCAAAAAACGCUUGGCUGACCGCGUUGUUCGACGCCGAGAGGAGCGCCGCCAAGCUUUUAUUCGCGAAAAGGAGGAGGAACGUCUUCGCAAAGAGGAGGAGAUUCGCUUGGCUCAGGCUGCCGAGGAACGCGCCGCAGCAGAAGCCCGCCGUUUGGAGCGAGAGGCCGAGGACGAGAAGCGGCGCGCACAGUACGAAAAGCAGCGUGCCAAGGAGGAGGAGGCCGAGCGCAAGAUCAAGGAAGACCGUGAGCGUCUGGCACGGGAGGUGGCCGUGGAGCGCGAACGCACCGAGAAGGAACGCGACACCUGGCGUCCCCGUGGCGGUGACCGUCCAAGUGCCUCUGCCGGCGGUGCUGGGGAGUGGCGUCGAGCAGCGCCUGCGGCCAGCGAUCGCAACGACCGCGGUGGGGAACGUUCAGAGCGUGGAGGGGAGCGCAUCGAACGCGGCGACAGGGUCGAACGUGGGGGAGAACGCAUUGACCGUGGAGGAGACCGAGACCGCAAGGACAACGAAGGAGGAGACUCUUCGUGGCGUGUACGACGUGAGCCAGAUUCCCAGCGUGCUGCUGCCCCUAAAGACAAUGCGGCUCUCCAAUCUCGGGAUGACAAGUGGCGACGAGGCGGAGAACGAGAGCGCGACUUCCGCAACGACGGACCUCGCCGGGAUAGGGACGAUGGACCUCGCCGUGACCGUGACGAUGGACCGCGCCGGGAACGAGAUGACCGAGAUGACCGUGGCGGAUUCCGUCGCAAUGAAGGCCCACGUCGCGCCGAAGAGCCUCAGCGCGAGACUGGCGGCAACUGGCGCGACGCUCCACGUCAGGGUGAUCGGGAAAAUCGCCGUACGGCUGGGGAAAGGCGCGAUCGAGAUGUACGCGAUGCACGAGAUCUUCGCGGACCUGCUCCAAAAGAAGCAGCCAGUGGUGGCGGAAGCGGCAACUGGCGCACGGCUCCUGCACCUCGCGAGGAAAAGCCCGCAGUUAAGCGUGAUCAACCCCAAGAUAAGGAGAACAAAGCCGGCGAUGAUGGUGAGUGGACCAGUGUUAAGCGCCGUUAAACUGCUCCGGAUCUUAGUUUCCUGAUUCGUUGUUGCCCAGCAUUUUCGUAUAUACGCAACAUAAUAACAUUUACAAGUUUUCAUUUUAUCCGAUUUGUACUUUAUUGGAAUAGAAAUACAUUCAAUGCUUGUGCCACACAGUAAAAAGGAGUUAGACGUUGAAUCGCUACUCCUCAAAGUACUUUCGAAUAAAAUAAACACGUUCCAAAUUA